AUCAAACAGAUGUGUAUGUAUAAAAUAGCAUGUCCUCUGCUCAAAAGGCUUGUGUUAUUGAGCAACCCAGGAGAGCACGUGUGUCAAGUUAAGUAGGUCAUGUCAGACACAGCUGAUUGAGUUUUCAGUGCACGUUGUGCAUGGCUGGCCUAUACCAGUCUGGAAAAUCUAGAUUGAGCGGUGAAGUCUUUGAAGUAAACGUCAUUCAAUCCUCUCUUAAAGCCAGCCAAAUACACAUAAAGAUGAUUUCUAUAGACAAGUAGAGGAGCAACACUUUGCCAUGUCUCUCCUAGCCCAGCUACAUCAGGCUAUUUCAACAAAUGAUAUUCACCUGGUCAAUCUCCUCAUUGCUCAAGGUGCUGAUGUCAACGUGAAAUACGGGCAUGACACCGCGUUUAUUGCUGCAGUACAGUUAAACCAUGUCCAUUGUGCUGACUGCAUACUUAGCUGUGAGUCUUUUAACCCUAAUGCUACCAACCAAUUUGAAUCGUCCCCUCUACACAUUGCUGUCAAAUGUGGGCAUACACAUUUCUCACGCAGUCUUCUAAACAAAGGAGCAGAUAUUGACGCAGUAAAUAAUCAAGGUCUCAGCCCUCUCGGGGUUUCAGCUUGGCAUGGAACAUAUCAUUGCGCAGAGAUAUUGGUUGAACAGGGUGCCUCCUUGAGUGUUAGAGAUAAAUUAGGAAGAACCCCACUCAUGAUCGCAUGCUCUUUCGUCAACAUUGAGGUUGUCCAGAUAUUAUUACAGCACGGGUGUGAUGUCAAUGCUCUCUGCCCAGACAUGCGCACAGCUCUUAUAUAUGCUUUACCAACACAUUACAAUAGACAUGUCAGUAAAAAAAAAUUAAGCGCAAUGUUAAGUAUAUGUGAACUGGUCAUCAAUGCAGGCUGUGAUAUUAAUAAACAAGAUAAAAACGGCUGGUCUGCACUUCAUCAUUCUGUGGACAGAGACUGUUUAGAAUCACUCUGUUUUCUAGUGGAAAAAGACUGUCUUUUAGAUGUGAAAGAUAAAUCUGGACACACUCCUUUUCAUCUCUGUAUCAUGAAAUCUGAGCCCAGAUAUAAAAUGGCUGAAAAGUUAGUAUACUAUGGAAGCAAAGUGAACAUUGACAUGACUCUUAGCAAUGGGGUUACUAUAAAUCCCUUAUUUUAUUUGUGUAAGUAUCAUUUAGUUCCGACUGCUAUAAACUUACCUCUCAAUCAUCUACUACAGUUACUGUGUGAGGCCCAGCUACCUCCACUCGUAACAAAUGAUAAUAGCAUGUGGUCAAGAACAUUAUCGAUGUGGUCAACCCUCAGUAGAGAUAUCUUAAUAUGGUUGCAGAGUCCGUGUUCGCUUCAACAUCAAUCGAAAAUUAUCAUUCGCAAUUUGUUAUCUGGAUCGAACAUACUUCCAAAAAUCAGAAGUCUUCCUAUAGGAAAUAAUUUAAAAAUGUUUUUAUCGCUAGGCCUAGGACACAAUAUCCUUUUUUUUCAGCUAUGCAAAUUACACACUUGUAUAGUUGAAUUUGAUAAUGAAACUGCAAAAAAAUUACUUCUUAAUGGUGUGUCAACUGAUUUCCCCAUAAAUGAAAAGUUGCCGAUAGAAAAAGCAAUUGAAGUACAAAAUAUAGAAAUGAUUGCUUCAAUAAUCCAGCUAACUCCAGCAAUUCAGCUGACUCAUCUAACCAAUGAUGGGGACAAUGUUUAUCAUCUUCUAUCCAAGUACAACGUUUCAUCGGCCAUUCAUCUCUUGCCAACUAGUAAUUUUAUCAAUUCACAAAACAAACUUGGAUUUACACCUUUACAGACUGCAGUCAAAUAUGGACAUUUUGAGACAGCCGAGGAACUUAUAAAACAUGAAGCAUCAAUCAACAGCCAUCCUGACAGUUACCCGUUGAUACACUUGGCUGCAGCCAGUGGUGCGUGCUCCUUCGUGAAACUAUUGCUGCUCAGAGGUAUCGAUGUUAAUUCAACAGACAGAUUUGGGAACACUCCCUUACAUUUAGCAGUGUCAAAGGGUAAUGAGUAUCUAAUGUUGGACAUUGAAAUACCAGCAUUAUUUAACCACGAAGCUUUGGCAGCUUUAGACGUUUGUAAAAGGCACGUGACUGGUGGACAGUCAACUUUGACUCGAUCGGAUGCUGACCAUGCUGGGAUAGUUCAAAUAUUAUUAGAACACGGUGGUAACCCAUUACUAGUCAACAACUACAAUAGGACACCGACAGACUCUGCCCAGUUGUUUCAUGCCACAGAGUUUGUUGAACAACUUAAAAGUUGUACGUGUCAUUAAAUGUAGUACCAGGUGACCGAGCCUCGCUCCUUUGAAGAAUUUGUUAAAAAAAGACAUAUACCUGAAAUCAUUUUGGGAAUAUUGUUGUAAUUAUAAAAAUGAACGAUCAGGUAAAGACUAUCAAUCUGAAGAGUUGCUUUUUCGUUCUGUUAGUUCUCAAUGUAAUUGUACAUGGCGACUAGAAUAGAAAGUCACUUAAGUCCCCCCCCCCCCCAGCAGUGUUAAAAAACCACAGCUCACGUCGUGUCGUUUUACUUUUCAUCUCUUGUGUAAAACUAUUGGGCUAUUAUUGGCUUCGCUUAAAGUCUUUGCAGUGUAACUUCUAAAAUGGUUACGUUGAGACAUUUAAUAUUGCAAUAAGUAUAUCCAUUAUGGCUUUAGUUUGAAGCAUCAAGUGAUACAAAACCUCUACGUAAUAGGGUAAAGCGUGCACCUUGUAACAAAGUAAAAUAGUGCAAGUUUUCCUUAGAGACUUAAAAGCAUCGCGAUACAAUUCUUAAGUAGCAUUAUUGUGGGGCAUCUCUGUCACGCCGACUGCAUUUCAGCUCACUAAAAAAAAGAUUGCCUUUAGCAUAUGUUCGUCCCAUACGGGAUAAGUGCCCUGCCCAGCGUGACUGUCGGACUAUAAGAAGUUCAUUACCAAAGACUUAUAUAUUAUAUCAAGACUGGAAACCGGAAAUAAAUCCUUAUACGCUAUUGAUCGAUUCACAGACCUAUACAUAUAUAGAUUUUUAUGUACGUAAACUCUUUUUUUCAGGCUCUAAGGGGAGUCACCCCAAUCAAUCUUUUUUGUCUUAGAAAAGUAUUGAACUUUAGUUUUCAAAGUUUAGAAAUAAUGCAAAAUCAUUUCUCGGAUAUUCCAGCAAAUAUAUGAAACAAAGCCAUUUCCGGUUUGUUUCCAUUGAGAUAAUGUUUCAAAAAUCCUAUGUCGAAAUAAUUCAUGUUGAUUUUAAUCAUCUUAUGCACAUUUAAAUAGAUUGAUUACCUAGAUCUUUCUAGAUUAUGUAUCUAAAAUUGCAAAAUAAUUAUUAUGAGACGAGAGUAAUCUUAUUUUUGAUGUUCAAUGGACCUCAUUCACCAAACGUUAACAAACAACAUUUAGCCACGUGAUUCUGUAUAUCUUCUAUUCAAAUUAUGUAAUCCAUAUUGGCUGUCACGUGAUAUGUAUUUUUCAUUGUUUUAUCAAUAUUAUGACGUGGCUAAAUGUGUUUAUUUACGAUUGAUAAAUGAGGUCCAUUACUAGAUUUAGAUCUAGAAAUUAAAUUAUAUGUUACAUAGGUUAGGGUUGAAAAAAAAUUUACUUCUUUUAACUACUUUACAAAACAACGCCUUGAUCCAACUUUCUAAAAAAAUUUCACAUUUUUUGUAGUUUUAAAAAGUCUCCAUGUCCAGUCUAGAGUAGUACAUUACAUUCAUUACAUUUCACAAGAACAUCAAUGAUGGUGUGCAAAUAUCUUUGGUGAAGGCGUUCAAGAAGUCUUAGUUGCUUUCUCUAAAGUACCCUUGUCUCAUCCACAAAGAGGGCUUGAGAGAAUUACUGCUAGGUAGACACUAAUUUUUGUAGGCAGGCGGAGUGAUUUAUUUCGCCACACUCUCGCUUGGAGGCGUUCAAAAGCAAGACUAUCCCUGAUCACAUAUCAACCUCCUUUUAAAGCAAUGCGUCAUUUGAUACUAUGCUUCCCAGAUAUUUGAAGUUGUCUACCACGUUAAGGGAUGUCUAUGCGCUGUGAUCUUUGGACUGAGUAGGUUUUAUUGGGUGACUUCUGGAACAUGACUUCCGUUUUACCGAAGUUUAUAGGUAAACCAAAAGAGGCGGCAGCGUAAUGAAACUUCUUUGACCACGAGCUGUAUAUCAUCAGGGCCGGUUUUAGGCCACUGCAACCUAUGCGGCUGCAGUGGGCCCCGAACAUUCAUAAGCCCCGCGCUAAUUCUAGGUGUAAAUGAUGAAAUUAAACCAUUAUAACUUAUAAUAGGGUUCCCGUGGUCUCUUUGUUUUCAAGGAUCUCCUAGAAAUCUUAUGAAACUCAAAAAUGUCCUUAAAAUAGACAAAAUUGUCAUUUUGUGUGUCAAUCAAUAUUGUAAAUGCCAAUCCUACGCGCAAUAAAAAAAAAACAUAUGGACCCGCAAAUGUUAGGUUUGGCCCUGGGUAUCGUGUUCAGUGUGUGCAAGUAAGGCGCAGAUAAGCUGUGUUAUGACCAUUUCCUAUGAUUUGGUAUGCGACAGUAGACUUCGAAGCUGGAACACAUUGCAAUAAUUAACCAGCAAAAUAAUAACAAAGUAAAAGCUACCUACGGGUGUACGCAAUAUAAGUGUAAACAAUUUUUAAAGCCUUUAAAACACAAUAACUAAUCAUACAACAAAUUUAAUUGCAUUAUUUUUCUUCCAUAGUUUCAUAAUAGAUCAAUCCACAAUAAGAUGGCGUGCAUACGUUUAAUUACGCCAAUUGAAUCAUUAAAACUUGUUCUUGUUUGCGAAGAAAUGUCAUAGUGUACUGCUGUGAGCGUAGUGACGUUAGCGGUGUCAAGUUUUUUUUCCCUUUGACGUCACAUAGAAAAUUUUCAUUCAUAAAACAUUCUAGCCAAAAUUAAUUUUUCGAUAAUGAGCCAUUUUCAAACCGAUAGAACGGUCAACCUCGAGUAUAUAUAUAUAUAUACAUACAUACAUACAAGAAUUGCUCGCUUAAGAGUAUAGGAUCGGUUAUAUUUGUGUUUAUUUUUAUCUUUUCUUUUUUUUUUUUUGGCAUCCCCUGCAUUGUAAAUACUGUGCAUUAUCACGCACUAACCUCAACUAAACAUAUUUUAAAACGUAGUAACUCUUGAUGGUAUAGUAUUUGUAUUUGGCUGGAACAGUUCUAAAGGAUUGACACAAUGUACCCCACCCCCUACUCUUGUACAUCCAGGCACUCUUCCGUGCACUUCUUUGCCUCCAGGCACUCUUCCGUGCACUUCUUUGCCUCCAGGCACUCUUCUGUGCACUUCUUUGCCUCCUAUGGUUAAACAGUCUGAGAAAGAACAUCGAAUGUCACACCCACUUCUAGAGCUCAUCAGUAAUAGCCUUAAAGAAAAAGUCCUUGCAUUGCCGUUAUACAAACAGCACAAACUGGCACAUCAGCUGUCUGUAGCCCAUAAUGCUUUUGUUUAGAAAUUCCUUAAAAACGGAAAAUCUACUACUAGUUUUGUGUGGUCUGACAUUUUUACUACAAUUUAUAAAUGCCCACUACUAUGGUGACCAGAUAUUUGGGGAGUGGGACACAUGUCAAUUGUACAGCGAAAAAAAAAGGCUAUGCUCAGAUUGUUUUUGAUCAAUAACAGAUUAAACAUCAUUCAAAUACAUCCCAAUGUAGACACAAUCAUUGAAUUACUUGCAAACUUUCUGUAAUAGAGAACAUCUUUCAGUGCGAUUCACGUGAGAGCGUUAACCCUAUCGAGUAAGUUGCUUCUCUGAAAUACUCUGUACAAUGUGUGCAACUGUCACUACUGUAUCUCUUUUUUCUAACCAACCCGCGUCAUUCAUAGUAGUAAGGCGCAUGCGUACUUCAAUGUCUUUCGUGCAUUUCUGAAUCAACUCGUCAAUGGUGGGAGAUACUUCAAAAGCACUGACAUUCUGUCCCUCAAUAAACAGAAUGCUCCACGGAAUAUUCCGAAAUGUUGUGCUAACAAAAAGCAGUCAUAAUGCAGCACACGACACGGGUUUUAAAAGAAGCUUUUGAUUAUGGUAUGGCACUUCUAUAGAAAUAAGAAUUAGGAUUUAAAGCAAUCUCUCCACCGAAGGCUUCAGAGAUAACCUCCAGGUAUUUCAAUAAAUAAAAAUUCCGCUAUAUUCUAAAUUGACAAAUUCGCUUAUUUAAAAAAAAAAAAAAAAAAAAAGAUUCCACGCGAACG
Molecule: messenger RNA, 6153 nt
Organism: Biomphalaria glabrata
Lineage: Eukaryota; Metazoa; Mollusca; Gastropoda; Planorbidae
Product: serine/threonine-protein phosphatase 6 regulatory ankyrin repeat subunit C-like
Exons: 4
Coding region: 281-2272 (663 amino acids)
Molecular function (GO): protein binding
Source: RefSeq, a predicted model, not a curated record